Molecule: messenger RNA, 1398 nt
Organism: Lonchura striata (white-rumped munia)
Lineage: Eukaryota; Metazoa; Chordata; Aves; Passeriformes; Estrildidae
Gene: FOXS1
Product: forkhead box S1
Biological process (GO): regulation of transcription by RNA polymerase II; cell differentiation; anatomical structure morphogenesis
Molecular function (GO): DNA-binding transcription factor activity, RNA polymerase II-specific; RNA polymerase II cis-regulatory region sequence-specific DNA binding
Source: RefSeq, a predicted model, not a curated record
AUGCAGCCCGACCUCCCCGUCGGCGACGCGGCGCUGCGCAGCCCUCCGGCCCCUGAGCCGGCCGGCGGCGCCUUCCCCAGCGCUGAGGCCACCAAGCCACCCUACAGCUACAUCGCCCUCAUCACCAUGGCCAUCCAGAGCGCGCCCGAGCAGCGCAUCACCCUCAGCGGCAUCUACCGCUACAUCAUGGGCCGCUUCACCUUCUACCGCGAGAACAAGCAGGGCUGGCAGAACAGCAUCCGCCACAAUCUCUCCCUCAACGAGUGCUUCGUCAAGGUGCCCCGUGACGACAAGAAACCGGGAAAGGGCAACUACUGGACCCUCGACCCCGACUGCUACAACAUGUUUGAGAACGGCAGCUUCUUGCGGCGCCGCCGGCGCUUCACCAGGAAGAAGGGUGUGCGGGACGCACCGGGCACUGAGGGAGACGAGGGGCGCGGCAAGACCCCCAGGCAGCAGGGGCAAGGGCUGCCCGCUGCCCCGCUGCCGGACGAGGGGAAGGCAGAGGGGGGCUACAGCUCGCCGUCGGCCACAGGACGCCUGCCGAGCCCUGCCGCUCUCUCAGAGGGCGCCGGGGCGCCGGGGUGCACCGAGCCCUGGGCCCGGCGUCAGCCACCCAAGGCCAGGCAGCCCUGCCUGUACCUGCCGGACAUGGCACAGCCCAAGGGGCCGUUCUUCACGCCCCCCGAGAGCCGCCCGCCCAAGGAGACUGUCUUCGGGGGGCUCCCGGCGGCGCUGCAGCUGCCCCGGCCAGGUCAGUACCCAUUGCCCAGCGAGCGCCCGGCCCAGCACCAGCACCCUGCCCUGCUGCCUGCCCUGCUGCCCACCCAGCACAGGGACCCCCCGCAGGACUCACCGGCCACCCCAGACACCCCCCCAGAGCAGCUGGAAGGCAAGGAGCUGGCUGCCACUGGGUUGGGGCCAUGUCAGCCAUUCGGGCAGGUGCCACCUGCAUUCCCUGGCAACCUGCUGGGCACGGGCAAGCCCUCCCCAUCGUGCUUCCUGGAGGGAGAGGGCUACACGCAGCCCCACCUGCCCGUGUUUGGCUCCUUCAGCCGGCCGGGCCCCGAGGCGCUGGGCAGCAGCUAUCAGUGCCGGGUGCAGGCGCUGAGCUUCUGCGUGAAGGAGCGGCCCUGCAGCACAGCGCUGGAGCAUCUCCUGGCUGCAGCCCCCCCGGCCUCCACCGCCCCCCGCCAGCCACCCUUCGGGGCCAUGGGGCCACGGGCAAGUGAGCAGAAGGAGCCAUGGGGGCCGGGGACCACGAUCCCACUGCAGGGGGGGAAUGGCUACCCCCUGGGGCUGCCCCCCUGCCUCUACCGGACACCCGGCAUGUUCUUCUUUGAGUGAGGGACUCCCCACCCCGGGACAACCCAGCACCUAAUAAAGCACAUUCCCCAA